Messenger RNA from Lytechinus pictus (painted urchin), 8792 nucleotides. RefSeq lists its product as uncharacterized. Bases 210 to 8531 code for a protein of 2773 amino acids. The transcript is spliced from 3 exons. The record is from RefSeq and is a predicted model, not a curated record. Gene Ontology annotation, biological process: regulation of transcription by RNA polymerase II. Gene Ontology annotation, molecular function: RNA polymerase II cis-regulatory region sequence-specific DNA binding; DNA-binding transcription factor activity, RNA polymerase II-specific. Gene Ontology annotation, cellular component: nucleus. Lineage: Eukaryota; Metazoa; Echinodermata; Echinoidea; Temnopleuroida; Toxopneustidae.
GGGCCAUUCUGCGCAUGCGUGAUAUUUCCCUGUUGAUGAGAUUUCGAUCGGAGACGGAGGAAUAAAAUUAUUGCUGAUUUUCGAGAUUACACGCCGAGCAUACCACAUGGUUUUUCUUGUCUUCAAAAGUUUUGCCGUCCUUCAAAAGUGCUGAAGUCAUAUCAGAAUGCACUCAUGAAAUAAAGUAAAGGAACUAUCAAUCAACGACAAUGGAGCAGGAAAAUGAAGUUGGGCAGUUUAACCUGACUGUACAAGGUACAACGGAGGAGGAGAAUAAAUCGGACACUGCAAAUGAAAAUGAUCAGUGUGAAACCACCGUCCAUCCUGGUCCAUCGGAAGGUACCAAGGACACAUGUAUUGGGGAUCCGGACGACGUUCAUGCAGCUCAAGGAAGCAUGGAAGAUCUUACCAAUCAGAAUGUGCCAGGGAACACUGAGGGUAGUGUUGAUGGAGUGAACAAAGUAGGGAUAGAGAUUCCAGUGGAUUUGGAAGAUCAUUCCUCUUUGGAACCAGUGGGAGUGGUCUCUGGUGCUUCAACAGCUGCCGUUACAACUGAAGUGAAUGAUAGUGAAACUCAUCCAGAGGGGAAUACUCCAUCAAUGUCUACUGAAGAACAAACGAUCACACACGAAGAUGCAGAUAGGUUAGAUCCAGGUGAAAAUUUAACUGAACUUGCCGCUUCAGGUACUACUGUCUCCGCAGAUGAAGUAGUGGUAUCAUUGCAAGAAGUCAAUAAAGACCCCAUUUCUUCAUCAACAGAUGAUCGGAAAUCUGAAAUAUCAGUCCAGGAUAGCAGGGAUUCUGCAGAAGAAUGUAAUCAAACUGAAGGUAUUGUACAGAUUGACUCACAACUCAGCAAGGAACUGAUUACGCAAUCCGUUGAUCAGACUGGUGCAAGUGCUGAGCAGGGUGACAACGCACUCUGCAGAGGAAGCCCAGGAGUUGUCCAGGUAAUUGGUGCAAGUGACACUGGAGAAGAUGGAGAAGAAUCAGCUGAACUAUCUGCUUCAUCAUCUGAGGAAUCAUGUUCAAAUAAAUUUGUUGGUACAUUCAGUGGAGACCAUAAUAUCCCUUCACAUGCAAAGUCAGUUCAUGAAGAUAACAUGUUGGUUAAUACAUCAGCUGUUGACAUUACCAGUGAUGAGGCUGUUCCUUCAAUGCCAAUAAACUCUAUGACAACAUGUGAAAAUGCAUCGGUUAGUGAUAUGUCCUCGACAGAAGCAGAAAUUGCUAUGACCAAAAAGCAAGAUGAGGAUACCAUAACUUCUACAGUUCAAGAGGUUUAUCAGCAAGAUUCAGAUCAUACAGACCUUGCUCAGAUAUCACCAGUGGAUACUAAUGUUUUAAAUAAAACAAGAAAUGUUCUUGGAAACGAGUCUUCUGAUUUUGUGACAAGUACUUCCACACAAGAAGAACGUGGGUCUAAUAUGUCUGAUGGUACUCUAAUGAAAAUAAGCAUCGACGCUAAUCAGAUAAAUGAAGCAACACCACGGGAUAGCAUUCAAGUGGUAGAUGAUGACAGAGGGAAAAUGGUUAUGGAACUUUCUACAGAUGUGAUUCAACCAAACCAGUCUUCAGCGCAUGGUCCAGGUCAACAGUUAACACAAUUGAUAGAACCAAUGGUUUUAUCUGAAGAGCCAAUGGAUGUAACAGAAAGUGCACUUCACAUCUCCAGCAGCCAAACAGUCGUAGACACAAUAGACCCAAGUGUGGUUCCAUGCAUAGCUUCUGAAAUGUUGGGCAAAGAUUCUGAAGCACAUGCAUCCCAUCAUCUUUCCAGUGUAACAUCUUCAGAUGCAGUAAAGUCUCAAGAAAGUGGUCCUGAUAUGGAAGAGGAAAGGCUUGAGGAAUCAAGCAAAAACCCUGAAGAAAUUGUACAGGAUGAAGGUGUUGUCAUCACUACUGCAGACUAUCAAAAACCAUCCAUAGAAUCAGGUGGAGUAGUAACUAGUGAUGUUUUAAUAAGUUAUGAUGAAAUGGGAUUAACAGGUCAAGUUUCAGAAAUGGAAAUAGAUCAACAUGAUCAAAGGGAUGAUGACAAAUCUGAAAGUCGGAUAUUGUCUCAAGAAAACAUAGCAAAUGCCUCAGUCAUGGAAGCAAGUUCAUGUUCUGGAACAAGCUUGGCAUCGGAGGAAGAGCAAGAACAAGGUGAAAAAGAUCAAUCCAAGGAUAAGGAGAUGGAAGAGCAUGUCCACCCAGUUCCAACCACACAUUGUACAAUAAAGCCAGACUCACAAGCUAGUGAUGUAAAAUAUAAAGAUAUUGCAUUACUUGAGCCAAGCAGUGCAGAAGCCAAAACCUAUUCUUGUGAUACAACAACUGCUGAUUCUGGAUCGGCUUCAGAAAUCGAGCAGCCUUUGCAGAAAGAGUUGAUUGAAGAAUGUCAGUCUUCAGGUACAGACCCACUGAAAGACUUAACUGAAAGUUUUGAUGAAAAUGAGCAAACACAGCAGACACCAAUAAACCCUGCAGUCAAGCCAUUGGCAAUGUAUUCAGGACAAAUGGAUUUGCCACAUGAUCAGGAUACAUGUGAUUCAGACGAUAGAACAAUACUGGAUCAAAGUGCUCAUGAUGGUGACAGUUUGACAGAAGAGGCGAAACCAUCAAAUAUAUGCGAUGUCAAAAAGAUGCAUGGAAAUAAUGCAUCAACUAGUAUGCAAUUUGAACACUUAGAAGAUGAUGAGCAACGUCUUGUUGAAGACGGGAACAGAUUAGCUGGUGAACGUGUUGCUGAUAAGGUUGGUUCUGGUUAUACAGAAGAUGAGAAUAGAAUUGAAUUACCUGCUCCUUUGGACCAGAAGGAAAAGAUGGCUGUUGAAUCAUGUGAUGGUGAUACUGCAGAAUGCAGUAAGCGUACUAGUCAUGUGCCUGAUAGUGAAAAUUCAAAUGCAGAAAGCAGUGAAGUGCAAGGAGAGCAAUUAACAGAAUCCCAUUGUAUCCAAACUGCUGUGGGAGAUGUUGACAGUGAUGAUGAACAAAUGACUCCAGAAAUCAUUCUGAAAAAAGGUGAACUAUCAGGUGAUGUUAAAGGAGAACUGGGCAAAAAUAUAAGUUCAUUACAAGAGGAGGUUACCAGCAGAUCAGAUUCAGGUCCAGUGGCUGGAAAUUCUGAUGUCACAGUUGGCAGUAUUUCUGAAGAUAAUCCGGUUAGCAUAGAAAUAUCUUCAGAGACAGACAUUGUUCAUGAUAUAGAGCAGGUGAGAAACCUUGAUAAUCCUGUAUCGAGUGAAAGUAUUCAAGAGAACAUUGGAUUAGAGAACGAUGAAAUAGAUGAGACUGUCAGUGAAGAGGCUCAAGUAUCAAGUAAAAAUGAAACCAGUGCAUGUCAACAGUUAAUUAGUCAAGAGAGCACAACAGGUGCGAGAUUGAUGCAUGCACCAAGAGAUAAUAGUCAUAUUAAUGACCCAAGUCAAUCUUGUUCAGAAGCUAUAGUAGAAUCAUCAUCUAGAGAAAUUUCAGAAAGCAGCUAUGAAGAGAGUAGAACAGAGGCGAGUGUCAUGCAUCCAUCACAAGAUGACGGUGAUACUUUUGACCCUAGUCAGUCAAGUAAAGAAGCUGCAUUAGAAUCAUCUAAAGAAAUUUCAGAAAGUGACUUUGAAGGAGAAUCAGAAACCACUCUAAAUGACACUGAAUGCAAGUCUUCAAAAACUAUUGAUGAAAAGAGUGGUGAAUUACCUUCUGGACAUUUGCAGGAAACCAUCAGUGUUGAAGUGCGUCCUGGUGAAUUAGAAUCACACCAGAAAGAUGACUCACAGCUGGAGGAGAUUCCCAUGGUUGUUGAUAAGUGUGAGGACAUAGAGGCUUCUGAUGCUGCUGACAAUGAAAGUAAAUCUAGUGCCGAGAUGAAGUCUGAUAUUCCAGAGGACAUGGAGGUUUUUCCUGCAGAAAACUCUCUGGGUAAAGACAUUGAAGAAAUAACUGAUGAAGCAGAGACAAAGUCCACAGGUGUGUCGGAGAUUGAGCCAGUCAGUGAUAUUGCAGAGAACAAGGAUCACUUAUUGACAUGCUCUGCAGAAGGGUUUGAUCAUGUUAAAGACGUUGAAGAAUUUACUGAGAUUGCAGAGAAACAUACCACAUGUUCGACUGAAUCUGAUGCUGCAGACAUCAGCAACACACAUGGUAGUGAAAUAGAGUCUGUCAGUCAUAUUUCAGAGGAACUUGUGGACAACAAGCCUUCAUGCACAUCAUCUGUAGAGGCACUCUAUCCCAGUAGCGACACCAAAGAAAUAAGUGAGGUAGCAGAGACAAAGACAAUAGGGGUGUUUGAUGUGACAUACAAUGAAAAUGAAUGCAGCACUGAGAUGGAGUAUGUCCGUAACAUUCCAGAGGAAAUUGAGGACAAUGAGGCUUCACAUACAUUGUUUGCAGAAACACUGGAUCCCAGUAAAGAGAUCAUAGAUGUAACGGAUAAGAUAAACACUACAGAAGUUUCAGUCAUUGAUAUUCCAGAGGAAGUUGUGGACAAAGAGCCAUCAUAUACACCUGCAGGAGAACCUGAUUGCAGUAAAGACCCUGAAGUAAUAACCGAGGUAGCGGCGACUAGUACUGCAGGUGUCUCUGAGUCUGUCAGUAACAUUCCAGAGAAAACCGAGGAAAGCAAGUCUUCACAUUCAUUGAUUUUUGCAGAAGUCCUGGAUCCUAGUAAAAAGAUCGAAGAAUUAAGUCAUGCAACAGAGACAAUCACAACUGGGGUAUCUUAUGUGUUAGACAAUGAUAAUAAAUGUAUGGCUGAGAUAGAGCCAGUAAGUGAUAUUCCAGAAGAAAUUGUGAACAAGGAGCCUUCAUGUACACCCUCUGCUGAAAUACUGGAUCCCGGUAAAGACACUGAAGUAAUAUCCAAGAUAGAGGAGAACACUGGUGUGUCUGAGUCUGUAGGAAGUGAAAAUGCAUUUAUGGGAACUACACUUACGGAUUCUGCUGUUUUAUCUGUCAAGAUGGAUGGUUCUGAGGAUGAUACUUCAGUUGAUUCAUCAAGGGGCAUGGAAAUGGAAAUAUCUGUCAUAGAUGAUGUUGUUACCCCACAUUCCAAAGAGGAAGAGAUGGUCCUUCAAAGGUCAGAAGCCAUUGAAAUAUCCACAAUAAUGUCCAAGAAAUUAUUAAAUGAAGAAGUAUCAACUCAUCAGUCGGUGAGUUUCGAACCUGGAGACAUCACUGCUAACACUACAAAUAUGGAAGGAAAAGAGGUGAUUCAUGACGUUGAUAAAAAUCUGGAGAUAUCUAAUGCCGCAACUGAGUUUGCUUCACAGGAAAAUAAUGAUAGAGCUGACAUGACAAAGGAUGUCUCUGGUGAAGAAAUCGGUAGUGGUAAUACAGUUCAUUCAGAGCCAUCAAACAUUGACUCAUAUGUUGAAGCAAGUGAUCUUGAGACUGAAAAUAUGCAUAGUAUUGAAGAGGAUGGAGCUGGGGAGUUAAUUCCUAUUGCUGCUGAUUUGACAGCAGUUGAUGUGACUUCUGUCCCUGAUGAGUUGCAGGAAGUGUCCAGUCGAGAACUUGGAAACAUAUGUCAAGAUGUUGGACUGUCAGAUCUAAAUCUUAAGCAAAGUGAUGAGACCAUGGAUGUUGAUGAGGCUAUGGAAAUUGAUGAUGAACAGGAAAUCCAAGAAUCAAAUGAAGAAUCAAGGGUGGAAUCAACCAGUUCUGAUUCCAGUGGCUGUGUAGUAGAACAGGCAAGUUUUGAAGAACAGAGACAUGUGGAGUGUUCAAGAGAGAAAGAAUCAGAAAUAUCAAAAGAUCAUGACUCUUCUGAAAUGGUUACAGGUGUAUUAGAGAACAAUGAGGUGUCAUCCAUGAAUAAUUAUGAGGAGCCUAUCCAGGGUUUAUCAGUGGAUGAAAAUCAAGACUGCAAUGCCAUUGAGUCAACAGUUCUUUCAGAUAGUUACACAGACCACAAAGACACCAUUGCAGCAGAAAGUGUGUUGGAAAGCUUACCAGAAAGAUCUGAAAGCACCUUUGGAGAUGGCAAAAGUACAGCAAGCGAAAAUGUAGAUGAAGAAGUCCUUCCUGUAAAGGAUACUGAAGGUGUUGAAAGCGUUCAAGUUGGAGAUGAUGAUUCUGUGAUAAUUCCAGAUGGAGUAACCGACCAGAAAGAAACAGUUAGGGAAGAAUCCAUACACCAAAGUGAUGAAAGGCAACCAUCCAGCGGCGAAGUUCUACAACUAAAGGAUUCACAGCCUGAAACAAGCAAGGAUUCUCAAGAUGUGAGAAUUGACUCGACCCCAAAUGAAACACAGGAAGGACAGAAAGUUGAUCAGAUGAGCAGAGAAUCAGACAGCUCGGAGAAGUGUGAGAGGGAAGAUGAUGCUGUACCCAUUGAAGAAAGAGUUCAGACUGUUCGGAAAGAAAUGGAAGAGGUGUCGAAAGUCAUUAGCAAGAUUAGUGAUCAACUGGUUGAGAAGAUUGAUGAAGAGGACAUGGAAAUACCUGUAUUAGAACGUUCUCUUUCUGCAGAAGAGGUUCCUGUCCUUGAAGGUGAAAAUCUGGCAGAGAUUGAUGCACCCAUCUUGACCCUGGCAACCUCAAAAGAAGUGCAAGAUGACAAAGAUACUCCAGACAGUGGUGAUACCAAUCAAGUAGAUAAUGCCAGUUCUCUGAAUGUAAAUGAACCUGAGAAUGCUCCACAAGAGAGAAAAGGUAUACCUUCCAAAGAAUUUGAUGGUAUAACUCAUGCAACCAAGCAAGCUGAUUCGAAGGUGGAAAGGGUUUAUGAUGAUGAUGAUGCAUUGUCAGAUCAAGAGGAUGGUAAACUGAUGAUAGAUGAGGGAUCUGCAGAAGACAAUGAUAUCAUCGUAUUGGAUGAUUCAGAGAUGUGCAAAGAUGUAAAUGAUUUCAGAGUGAAAGAAUCUGCACCUGAAUUGGUACCCUCUGAUGUAAAUGUUGAAGCAGCUGACGACACUAGCAGGGGAAGUGCAGAUGUUUCCACACACAAGCUGGAGGAUGAAAAUAAAAUGGAUACACCGUCACAAUCCUUGACUAUUCAAACAAAGGAUCCACAGCAAAGCAUUGCGCAACUUGCAGUGACUGCUCAGCCAGCCGACGAAGAAACUGCCAAUAUGAUAUUACAGGAGAUAUUAAAGAUGUCUGAAACUAUCGGGGAAGGUGUGGUGGCAAUUCCAGUCACGACUCCAGAAGGAGAAAUCUUGAAAGUGCCUCUGACUGUUGACCAAACUGGUGUGUCCAGCUGUGUGGAUGACGGAGAGAAAGCCAUUAAUGAAGAGGUUCAGGUAGUCGUUGAAGAAAAAGUAAUGGCUCCGGAGAUGGACCAUGUUCCGGAAGAGAACGGAGCUGAAGGCGAAAUGGGGGAUACCUCAGACCAUCACUUACAAAGUCAAGAUAACUUUGAUGAGGCAGAGGUGAGAGCCCUGGAGUCUGAAGAAAAUCAAUCAUCCCCUGUUUCUGAAGCCAGAAAAGCUAAAAAGAGGAUAUUUUCAAAGACAUGUCGGACCGGGAAGUGCUCUUGUAAACACUGCUUGGAAGCGAAGAGAGCAAAGCAAGCUCCUCCCGAACCUACACCUGACGAAAGCAGUAAAGCCAAGAGAAAGCCACUACCUACUAAGUUUAAGAAGCUGGCAAUAACCUUUGCCCCUACUAUGAAGAAAGUCAAGUGUUCAUCCUGUAUUUUAGAGUUUGAAACUGAACAAGAUAUGCAAGCCCACUUCAAAUCUACCCAUGCUAAUCAGCCAAAAAUGUGUUCCAUUUGCCAACAAUCAUUCCAAAACGAAGAACUGGUUAAGCUACAUGAAUUGUCUCAUGUAAAGUCUGGGAUGUUUAUUUGCCUAGUCUGUGACAAAUCAUACAAGAGGAAAGCAGACAUAGUGCGUCACUAUAAAUCCCAUAAGGAUCCAGUUCCAAGUUCUGUCAAAAGGAAAAGUUCAACUGAAAUUUCUAUCGUAGUUGAUGACUCGAUGGAAGCCAAGCCCAUUCAGCCUGGAAAAAUUAGAAAACUGGCCGUUGCGGAGGAUACCAAGAAAGAAAAAUCUGCAGUGUGCCCAAAGGAAUCUGAAAGGGGAGCAGAGAUGAAGGCAAAUUCAAAUUCCGUCCAUGCCAAAGGUCCUGUGAAAACUCCCUUGCAAAAGGUCAAAGUUGAAAUCAAAAGUGAAGACAAGCCCAAAACAGCCUCUGCUUCUGCAGGUGGACCUUCCAAAAAUAAGCAGACACCGGUAAAACCCAAGACGGAUCUCUUCUCCUGCAAGCUAUGUGGAAAAGACUUUGUUCAUGAGGAGCUGCUUGAGGAGCAUAAGAAAAUUCAUACAGGAGAGUUCCCAUUCCCUUGCUCCAUGUGUGACAAGGCAUUCAAGGUAGCGAACCAGCUCAAGAAGCACGAGCGCGUUCACACAGGCGAAAAACCCUACAUGUGUCAAUAUUGCAAUAAACGUUUCUACAGCAGCAGUAACAAGAAGCGGCACGAACGCACCCACACCGGCUACAAACCCUACGUCUGCAGCGUGUGUGAUAAACCGCUGAGCGAGAAGUGGAUCUUGAAGAAACAUGAGAAGAUGCAUCUUAGUAUUGGUGGAAUCUCGUUUGAUGAUUAAUGGGGUGAAGUGCCACUUGGUCUAUACCUGCUUUGUGUACAUGUACCUUCCAUUAGGUCUCAAACCACAUGGUCUAAAUCAUACUUUAUCUCCAAUCACUUGUCUACUGACCAUCUGAUGUAAUUGCCAUGUCACCCGUUAACUAUAUUGUCUAAUUUCUAGUUAUUCUUUUCCCAUUUCGUCUAACAUCCAUUUGGUAACACCAUUUGGUCAAUAUGGUAAGGCGAACUGUUAACGAAUGAAAUGGUCAUUUUACAAAGU